AUGGAAUACGAUACCGACGUUAUAGGAAUAUGCAUAAAUACUACAUAUGCUCUCCUGUCCUGUCCUUGGCAACCAUCCAUUGUCCCACACCAAGGUCUAAUCCAAAUCUGUGAUGAGCCUCAGACUCUGGCGCUUAAUCAAUCUGGUUCUUCCAUCCAGGUGAACGCUCUGCUCAGCAACAAAAGGAGAGGGCAUGAAUCGUCUACGUUAGUUACAAGCAAUAGUGAGUUGUUCGUUCAGAAAGAAGCACUACACAGUGCUUGCCGAAGAGCGCACGCCUCUCUUAAAGAUAUUGUUCCUGUGGGCUGGAAACUAAACCUCCAACGAGAAAUACAAGUAAACGGUCGUAAACGGAAGCGAGCCUGGGAAUCUGCAGAGCCACCUGCUGCGUCCAGCCAGGCAUUAAUCGCCCUUCAAUCAGGGCCAUCGAUCUAG
Messenger RNA from Paracoccidioides lutzii Pb01, 435 nucleotides. RefSeq lists its product as hypothetical. The coding region runs from base 1 to 435 and encodes 144 amino acids. The transcript is spliced from 3 exons. The record is from RefSeq and is a predicted model, not a curated record.